Molecule: messenger RNA, 2187 nt
Organism: Giardia duodenalis
Lineage: Eukaryota; Fornicata; Diplomonadida; Hexamitidae
Exons: 1
Coding region: 1-2187 (728 amino acids)
Source: RefSeq, a predicted model, not a curated record
AUGAUCAGUAUUAUCACCGAAGACCACACACUACUGUAUUCCUCUCUCACGAUGUCCCUAGACUACAGCAUGUAUCUGCAACCACUCAUUGCGUUUUCUCUUACGACCCUCAAGGAGCAAAAUCUUGGAGAGUUGUCGUGGGAAAGCGAAGGGUAUCGCUGUUGCCUUCAGCAAGUGGAAGUUGGAAGGCUAGAAUCGUAUAAGCUGUAUGUCCUUUUUGUUGCCCCCAGAGCGUGCCCGGCCGUCGAAGCCUCCUUUAGGUGCAGAAUACUUUUUGGCGUCAUCCGCACUGUCCUGGGCCCGUAUGACUUUAUCUACGAAGGAUUACAUAGUCCUAUGCAGCGGCUAAGCCAAUCCAUACCAGUUUUAAACGCUGUUAUGCAGAGGGCCAGCCGUUUGCUCAAGUGGGAGCCCGGCCUGUACUGGCCCUUACCUCUGGCCCUUCCCACCAUUCGCUGCACACUGAUGCAGACCGGCGUUCUAUUUAAUUCUCUCAGUACAGUUCUCACCGAGGCACAUAGGGAUAUCAUGGAUCAAGCGUACACCUCAGGCGCGAAAGCAGAUUGUUUGGACCUCAGAGCAAACAUCAUCCUGUCUACGCGGUUGGUAGCGUUUUUAGAUGCGCAUUUACUUGAUAUUACUUCCUGCGAACCACCCCCCAAAGGCCUUCUUCCCCGCGACUAUUUGUCUCACUCCAACUAUAUAUCCAUGCUUGCUCAUAGUACGUUCUAUUCUAAGCUACACAGCAUACUGACUGACAAGUGGGGAGAUGAUCCCGAAUUCCCAAGGACCACUACUUCACAGAAGGACGCAGGCUGUAUUCUCGAUAAGUUUAUGGGAUCACUGGAAGAGCAAGACCUGAAUACUGUGGAGGUAUCUGAGUACUUCAGCAAAAGCUAUCAUAUUAUGAACCUAACUUGUCAAGGAAGUGAAGUAACAGGCAUAGUUGUCCAGCAAGCGCUAGACUCCUAUUCCUACAGUGAUCAUACGGCAGAGAACCUCCGGAUUCCUGUUUUUACACUUUUCUACUGCGUGCUAAUGACGAGCAAUUUGGUUCAGCAGCUGGAGCAAAGGUACCAGAACAACUUGGAAGCAUUUGCAACAGUGGUUCACGAAACGCUACACUCAACUUGCUUCCAACGGGCACGCAAGCUCUUUCCAGCCAUGUUUCCUCCGUUAUACAUCCAGGCAUGCCAUCCGUUGAAGGCAAUGACAUCUCACUAUCUACAUGCAGUGUCGCGUAAUAAAUGCUUAGCAUUCAUUGCAUCCAACCACACAUUCAAAGAAACUCUCACACACAGCGUCCAUGGUUUGCUGGAGGAGGCCUCCUGUUUCUUACCAUCUUCUGAAUCCCAACGAAGCCACAAUUCCAUGAGUAGCGAAAAUGAGUGCUCUUUAGUAGAUACGCAAAUAUGUCAGCUAAGGACGGGCGUGGAAGCCAUUAGGGCUGCUUUCACAAGUAUGUUCUUCUUUAGACACAAUUGUAUGGGAGCCGGACUCCGGUUCUCAGUACAGAAGAGGGAGGAUAAAAUGAUGGUGUUUUGGAUGACACACAUACACAUUUAUGAUCAGAUGCCCGGGGUUACAGGCACCGGUAAGACAAAGACAAAAGCUCCGAGGGCAGACAGUGUUCCGUGGGAAAUUAUCGACCACACAAUUCCAGGUGCCCAGAUGGCCUCGUGCUUCAGCGUACUAAAGAUCCCUCUUCACAGAACGCUCAUACAGAGCAUGUGCGCCAGCGGUACAUAUCCUGUUACUAAUGGAUACUCCGGCGACUCUACACAGUCACUGGACAGGUCAGAGCUACUGGCGACAGGAGCAUCAGGAAGGGCGUCGUUUGAAUCAACUCCAAAGAGAUCGACGUCGGCUUCCAGAAACUCUGUCAAAGCAUCGCAGCAUAGCGGUGGCGCAGGGCAAUCCAGGGCAGGCUCAAACAGGCGAUCGCUUCUUGGAUCAGCGUUUCGUAGAACGCCCUCCCUGGCCAAUAGCGUCGUACUAGAUGUACCAAGUCCUAGCCAAGCGCCUGAGGUAGCAAAGUGGUGCGAGGCACACUACAAGUCUGCCCACCUUAUCGACAUGGUGGCCGUUUUCACAAGUGACACCAGCCUGAAUGAAGCAACAUCCUAUAUAGUCCAAGUAUUGGAUAAGAUUGUCCAGAACAGGUAUGCUAAAGGCAUGUUCCUCUAG